AUGUCGAUAGACAACAACCAGCCCACAUACGUCCAAUCCACGGCCACCAUGGACUGCUCCACCAUCUCCACCCACGCAACCCGUAUCACCAACACCUUCAUGACCUCCCUCGACGACGAUCUCGCUUCAAACCAGUACCGUGAGAAAGAAGGUGCCAUCCUGAGUCAGUCUCGAGAUUCUAUCAAGCAAGAUCUCAGCCAUGCCGUCUCUGCUGUUCUGGAGUUUGAGAUAGAUACCAGGAAGAGAGAGGGAGAGACGGUGGGGAGUAUGGAUAAUGUGGCGUUUACGCCGAGUGUGAUAGUUCCCGCUACUGGGGCGGGGGUACAGAUGUCGGGAUACCUUUCGGGUGAUGGAUGGUCAGGGAGUAGUACAGUCUUUAAAGUUCCUCUCGCGCCGCUCAAGUAG
Cryptococcus wingfieldii CBS 7118 is the source of this 405-nucleotide messenger RNA. RefSeq lists its product as hypothetical. The transcript has a single exon. The record is from RefSeq and is a predicted model, not a curated record. NCBI's taxonomy places the organism in Eukaryota, Fungi, Basidiomycota, Tremellomycetes, Tremellales, Cryptococcaceae. The coding region runs from base 1 to 405 and encodes 134 amino acids.